Adineta ricciae is the source of this 915-nucleotide messenger RNA. Lineage: Eukaryota; Metazoa; Rotifera; Eurotatoria; Adinetida; Adinetidae. The record is from the annotation of a GenBank genome assembly.
AUGUUCCAGAAUGAAACAUCUCCAAUUCGAAAUGAAUUUUGGUUUAUUCCACUCGAUCUCAUCAUGUUAAUCUUGACAAGUUUCGUUUGUUUAUUUACUUUUCUAUUUCUUCUUAUAAUUUUUCUCGAUAAAACAUGUCGAAGUGUGUCAACAUUACUUCUUUGUAAUUCAUUUCUAUCGGAAUUUCUCUUUGCAAGUGUCAUGUUUAGUAUAACUUUCUUUACCUUUCGCAACGAUAUUAAACAAAUUAUUGACAAAGAUCGUUCUUGUUCAUUUCGUGGUUAUCUUAGUUAUGCAACAUCGGCAAUUCGAAGUCAUUCGUACUUAUUACAAAGUAUUUAUCGUUAUAUCAAAGUUGUUUAUCCUUCACAGAUCUUUUAUCAAUCUCAAAGAUUUCAAUUGAUUCUCAUUUGUUUAACAUGGAUUUUGUCGAUUAUUCAUCCUUUUCCAUUUUUCUUCACUAAUCAAAUUGAAUACAAUGUUGAUAAUCAAGUUUGUCAUAUGCCAUUUCAACGACAUUUUUGGAUAUUUUACACGUGUUUUCUCGCUUAUUUGAAUCCGAUUUUGAUCAUAACGAUUAUCUAUUUUAAAUUGGUUCGCUACGUUCAUAAUAUGAGUGAAAUUAUUACACCUAUUAAUCGAUUAAUUCACGCACGACGUCAGCUGCAACUGGUGCGACGAAUUGCUUUUCUUGUGAUCUUUCUUGUUACGCUCGGUUUACCUUAUACAAUAUUUUAUUUUUUAUCAUUUGUACGUCCACCACCGAGAUAUCAUUUUCGGAUCGCUUUUUUCUUUGUUGAUUUAUCGUUGGUUUUUGUCAUUCUUGUUUUAUUUCAAUUUACAAAUCCAAUUCGAACGUUUCUACAAAGACAAAUUCUUCAAUGGACCAACGAAUCAACGCGAACAAAGAUUUAA